Molecule: messenger RNA, 417 nt
Organism: Chironomus riparius
Lineage: Eukaryota; Metazoa; Arthropoda; Insecta; Diptera; Chironomidae
Source: the annotation of a GenBank genome assembly
AUGAAUAAAUUUUUGGUGCCACUAAUUUUUUUGACGUUUAACAUAUUAAGAGUUGACUCAAUCAAGUGUUAUCAAUGCACAAGUUUAAACAACACAGCUUGUGGGGAUCCAUUUUAUGCGCUAAACACGCUUAGUGAAUGCUCAGAUUUAGGAACUCGAGAGGCAAUUUUGUGUCGUAAAUUACGACAGACAGUCGAUACACCAAAUGGAAAAAUAGUUCGAGUUACUCGAUCGUGUGGAUAUAUUCCCAAUACAAUUAAAGAACGAGACGAUGGAUGUUUCAGAGCAUCUUUUACAGCGCAAUCAUCUUCUCGUUAUUGUGCUUGUCCGAAUGAUGAGUGCAAUUCGAGUUAUUCGUUGCAUGGAAUUUCUACAAUCGUGAGCGUGAUUGCUGUACUUAUCUGCUUAAUCAUAUAG